AGAGAGGGAAGCCAAGAUGAAGGAUGAAUAACCCUGCAGCACACUUUGAGAAACGCAGACUUUGAAGGAAAACGAAGAGAGAGAGCGAGGGAAGGAGGGAGAGGGAGGCCGCCUGCACAGUCAGCAACAGCCCCUUCUGAAUGCCCUUGCGGAGGUGGGAGUGUGACGCAAAGCCGAGUUGAAGAAGGAGAGGCCUUGAAAACGAAGAAAGAUUGAAAAUUUAACCAGAGAGAGAAGAUCUGUGGUUUCUUCUUUCUUCGCGUGGAGGGGCUUGUGAAUGUUCUGUUUGUAGAGGGAAAUCAGACUUUUGUUCUACCUGGUCAUCUGACCUGAAGUUGUGCCAUUCGAAGGCUUGUUUGUAAGGACUUCCUUCUGAUUACAGGUCUCAGGCGUAGAUCUUGAGAUAUGGAGACCGAAGAGAGGAGUCAGAGAGGAUGUAAAAUAGCGGAACCUGAUUUUUUCUUGCAGUGGGGAAACAGAAAACGGCUGAGAUGCGUGAGGGUGAAAGACCCUCGGAUUUCGUCGCGACUCAACGGUGGAAUACGUAGGAAACUUACAUCGACGGUAGAUCGUUCUGGGGUUACUGCUUCCGACAAAGAAAGCUCUCAUCUUCAUCCUAAUCGACUCACAAGGAGUUCCGAUGGGGCAACGCUUAGGUCGGCGGGUGGAGAGAAUAGGAAAUCGGCUUCGCCGGAGAAGGAGGACAGGUACUACACGACGAGAGGAUCGGCGGUGGCGGACGAGAUCGGGAAAGUUACAGGGGAUGGGAACAACGGAGAGGAGAGAGCCCAUGUGUGGCCUAAAUUGUACAUCUCACUGUCCAGCAAAGAGAAAGAAGAAGAUUUUCUGGCCAUGAAGGGGUGCAAGCUGCCUCAGAGGCCCAAGAAGAGGGCCAAGAUCAUUCAACGAAGCUUGCUGUUGGUAAGUCCAGGAGCGUGGUUGACGGACAUGUGCCAAGAGAGAUAUGAAGUUAGGGAGAAGAAAAGCAACAAGAAGAGGCCCAGAGGAUUGAAGGCUAUGGGGAGCAUGGAAAGCGAUUCCGAUUAAGAGGAGGAAGAGGAAGAGGAAGAAGGAAAAGAAAGGAAAACGGAAAUAUUUUGGGGAUGUGGUUGAACAGGUUGAAGAUCAUGUUAUGUUUAAGUGGAGGGAAGGUAUCUCCACUCUGUCUCUCUCCCUCCCUCUCUCUCUCUCUCUCUCUCUCUCUCUUUUGGGUUGUAAGGAGUAACAUCCAAUUGUUAAUCAAAGGAAUUGCUUUACCCUCUUCUAUCAUUCCUUCUUCUGGCUUGGCUGCUUGGGCUUUUCUCUCUCCCCACUUUCUCUGUUGAUCUUUUUUUUUUUUUUUAUAAUUUCUGUCCACAAUUUACUGUGGCCCCAUUUGAAAUAAUUGAACUCAUCUUGUUUUUUGGUCA
Molecule: messenger RNA, 1409 nt
Organism: Neltuma alba
Lineage: Eukaryota; Viridiplantae; Streptophyta; Magnoliopsida; Fabales; Fabaceae
Exons: 6
Coding region: 406-1047 (213 amino acids)
Source: RefSeq, a predicted model, not a curated record